GAGGCGGAGCAGGGGUUGGGCGCCGACGUCUCGCGCGGCGACGCGGCUUAGCGAUGGGCGUGAAGCGGACGAUGGGUCUGCCGGGCCCAGUGGCUCUAUUGUGCUUCCCCGUGUCUGUCGCGUACAGGACGCUGACCGGCUGCUUCGACACCGCCAUGACGACAUAUCCUGGCAAGAUCGUAACCAAGUACGUGGGCAAUAUCAGCUCGUUCUUGGCCAAAUGCAUCGUCCUCUGGCUGAUAUGCACCAUCCUGCUGAUCUCGUCGGCGGUGCUGUACUUCACAUUUCACUACAGCAUGAUGCCAACCAUGCUGGUCAGCUUGCCCGUCCACUUCCAGUUCACCCCAUGCUUCUCCAAUCCAGAAAGCUGCGCUUAUCCCAGAGCGCAGGUCUACCUGGUGGACGGCGGCGCCAACCCCCUGCUGUAUCCGCACGUGCACUACACGCUGACACUGGAGAUGGACAUGCCGGAAUCAGACGCCAACAAGAACGCCGCAGGCAUGUUCAUGGCGCAGCUGAACCUGACCAGCUUCUCGGGUCGGCUGGUGGGCUCGUCGUCGCGCGCCAAUCUCCUGCACUACCGGUCGCGGCUGCACCGCGCCCUGCGCACCUUCCUCAUCAUGCCGCUGCUGUUCACCGACUACUCCCGCGAGCAGCAGACGGUCGCCACCGAGCUGUUCUCGGCGUACUUGGUGCAUGAGGAGCACCCGCCGACCAGCGCCCAGCUGGAGGUGCGCUCUCACGCCGUGCAGCUGUACGCGGCGCGGCUACGCGUGCACGCGCGCCUCACCGGCCUGCGCCGGCUCAUGUACCACCACCCGCUGCUGAGCGGCCUCGUCGGCACGCUCGCCAUCUUCUGCAGUGUGUCGCUGGUCUUCCUGCUGCUCUGGCUGCGGAACACGGAACUACCCCAGACGCUGGCGCGGCUUCGGCGGGCCCGGUCCAGCCCGGCGGCGGUGGACGCCUCACUAGCGGCAGAUGUGGGCGGAACAGACGAAAAAUCGUCUUCAUCAAAGAAGUCGUCUGAACUGGACAAAGACGAUGCUGUGGAGGAGCUGGAGCCGACGGCCGGCCGCGGUUGGUCGUCCCUGCUCGUGCCCCGCCCCCUGGCCUCCCCCGGCUGGCUCUUCGGGCGGCAGUCCCCAAAGCAGGAGUGACGAUGGCGGCUCAGAGAUGGCGCUGGCGUCUGAUGAGGGACUGAUAUUUGCUCCAGUUCGUGACAGGAUUGAUGAUCGGGGACUGCUGUUGCGACACUUGGCGUGUUGACAUGACAGGGAUUUUGUGCAGCCGAUAUUACUAGUGAUAAGUGGAAGCUGCAGUACUAUCCUACAUCGUUCAUGUGUGUUCUGCGGCAUAUGUCUCUGUGGAAUCAAUUUUCAUGUGAUGCUCAUGCCAGGUAUGCAUGUAUGUCUGGACAACUUGCCACUGGGGUUGUAAUGAUGAUCAAAUUACCAUUUGAUUUGAUGUGGGCCUUUAGCUCUUGUCAAUACUCUGUUGAUGCUGUGACACUGUGGCAGAUGGAGUUGUUGUCAUGGAAACAGUCAUGGUACAACUGGUGGAGAAGGGACAGGAGUCUGUGUGAUAUAUGGUGCAACUGUGGUCAUUGUGUGAGACUGGCAAUCACCUAUAUUGUGUGGAUGACCGAAUACAUUGUAUGGAAACACC
This is a messenger RNA of Pollicipes pollicipes, 1665 nucleotides long. RefSeq names its product seipin. NCBI's taxonomy places the organism in Eukaryota, Metazoa, Arthropoda, Thecostraca, Pollicipedomorpha, Pollicipedidae. Gene Ontology annotation, cellular component: endoplasmic reticulum membrane. The coding region runs from base 54 to 1157 and encodes 367 amino acids. The record is from RefSeq and is a predicted model, not a curated record. Gene Ontology annotation, biological process: lipid storage; lipid droplet organization. The transcript is spliced from 8 exons.